AUGGUAGUUCACAAUCCUAACAACUGGCAUUGGGUCGAUAAGAACUGUGUGAACUGGGCUCGCAACUAUUUUGAUAAUCGUGUUGUGGGUCUGAACAGUGUUGAAGACGAGACGAAAGAAGUGGAAGUGACGUCAAUUUCGUCCAUGGAAGGUGAUUGCGAGGUCAGCCAGCGUAAAGGAAAAGUAAUCUCUCUUUUCGACCUCAAACUGGUUGUGAUGAUCAAGGGCCAUGUUGGGGAUGAAGAAUUCGAGGGCAGCAUCACGGUUCCAGAAAUUGCAUUCGACUCUGAGCCCGACGACUAUCAGUUUGAGUUAUCGAUUUACAAGGAAACCAGCAAGCUCAGCGAAGCAAGACCGAUAAUAAGGGAGAAGCUGAUUCCACAAUUGAGGGAUACUUUCUCAAAGUUUGGACCGGAGCUGCUUCAAACACAUGCAAACGACAUCCAGGUGCCUGAAGAGCAGGUGAAAUCGGAGUUCACAAGGGCUAACGCACAGUCAACACAGACAACAAGCACGCCUGCAUCUUCAAAACCAUCCGUAACCAAAACAAGUAGCAGCGACGUGAAGUCCAGUAGCUCUGUUCCAGGAUCCUCAAAAGGGCCGCUCUACAAUACCACAACUUUGCAUUUGGAACCCACUUUCAACGUACCUGCCAUCGAGCUUUACCAAACAUUCCUCGACAAGCAACGUGUACAAGCCUGGUCAAGAUCACAGUUGGUUUGUGAGUCGUCAAAAAACACAUUCGAGAAGGGCGACGAGUUCACCUUUUUCGGGGGAAAUGUGUCGAGCAAGCUGAUUGAGACUGACAUCGGUAAACGUUUGGUAUUCCAAUGGCGUCUCAAUGACUGGCGCUCUGGUCACUGGAGUACCCUAGCCAUGGACUUUCAUGAGUCCCAAGAAUAUCACGAAACGAAAUUGCAAGUUACAUGGAGCGGCGUGCCCGUAGGUGAAGAAGACAAGGCUAGGGGAAAUUUCUUGGAUUACUACGUCAGAAGCAUCAAGUUGACCUUCGGUUUCGGUGCCGUCCUAUAA
Messenger RNA from Lachancea lanzarotensis, 1032 nucleotides. RefSeq names its product LALA0S12e02278g1_1 (gene AHA1). Gene Ontology annotation, cellular component: cytosol. The record is from RefSeq and is a predicted model, not a curated record. Gene Ontology annotation, biological process: protein folding; positive regulation of ATP-dependent activity. Gene Ontology annotation, molecular function: ATPase activator activity; protein-folding chaperone binding. Lineage: Eukaryota; Fungi; Ascomycota; Saccharomycetes; Saccharomycetales; Saccharomycetaceae. Bases 1 to 1032 code for a protein of 343 amino acids. The transcript has a single exon.